AUGCAAACUGCGAGUGAUGGCAAAUGCGAGCAGCACUGCUUCACUGCGCAGCUGCCACAUACCCUAGUUAUGCCCGCUGCAAAGAGAUGCUACAAAGGUAUUGAUGAAGUAUUUGCUGGUCUCGUUUACCAGGAACUAGAAGAACAUAAAGCGCUGUGCAUCGUCCACAGGCCGAUGGAUUUUCCGUGCUCAAGCGCUGAAGGCCAUCAACUGGAAAGCGUUGCAGGGGAUUCCGACCGCUCAUUCACAGUGGAAGAAUCCUCAGCGCGAACGGACAGCACAAAUGAUUGGGUAACAGCGGGUGCCAAAACGCUGGAGGCGCAGGACAAUCUCUCAUACACUAGUCCGCUAACGAUCUUGGUAGAUGGACAAGACUUGACACGUUUUCACGUCUGUCUCUCUUCCCCCGGAGUUCAAACGGUUGUCGACGGCAUUGUGUUUCUCCACACCCUCUCGCCGGUUGAUAUUUUGAGCCAGCAACUUAUUAAGCUACAACCCAUUUCAGGGCUGGAGAACGAGGGGAUGGAAGUUUGCAAUCCAGAAACGUUACCAUCCAGUGGUAGCGUGUGCAGGAAAGGGCGAAUUGAAUGCGGAAUUGUUGCAUGCCACAUCGCUCCCAGUCAGUGGGAUUUCCUGGCAAGCUCCGACUGCCUAGUUGCAGCACUGGCAAACUCUGAGAAAAAACGCCUGCAACUUUCAACACCCAACCAGCUCUGCUCUAAGGAGGAAGUAGCUGAUAAUAAGAUUCCGACACUGCAUGAGGAGUACAAAGGGUCCUCGGAAGAAAGCAUAAACCAGGAUGCCAUCAGCGACCGCGGGAACCCCUUCCAGGGACUUUCUGGCAUCAUAGGAAGCCAAACAUUACCCACCGGGAAAAAUACGGCUCAGCCCUUAUCAGAUGUGGUCUACCUCAUGGAAACAGUAGUGCCUGUAUUGUAUCCUGCUCUAGAAGCUGUAAUUAGAGACCGGCCAGAUGACCCACUAGCCUAUAUUGCAUUUUACCUUCUUAGACAUUCCACUGGCUACUCUCGGACAGCAUGUCCCCUCCAGAAUUCCGGGGCAGUUUGA
Molecule: messenger RNA, 1068 nt
Organism: Eimeria maxima
Lineage: Eukaryota; Apicomplexa; Conoidasida; Eucoccidiorida; Eimeriidae
Product: Dpy-30 motif containing protein, putative
Exons: 1
Coding region: 1-1068 (355 amino acids)
Source: RefSeq, a predicted model, not a curated record